Molecule: messenger RNA, 1861 nt
Organism: Arachis ipaensis
Lineage: Eukaryota; Viridiplantae; Streptophyta; Magnoliopsida; Fabales; Fabaceae
Product: UPF0481 protein At3g47200
Source: RefSeq, a predicted model, not a curated record
CAUUGACUUCCUCAUUUGUUGUGACUUUCUUAGAACCUUAACAGAUUCUUCUUCCUAUGGAAAAUCAUUUCUAAGCAGAGAGACUUCUAGCACUCAGAAUCCACAGCUGUUGUAUCUACGAGUUUGCUGUUAAGAUUUUCUUUACUGAGAAAAAAACAAACAUGACUCCUGACAAGAACGAAAGUGAAUGGAUGAUUCCCGUUGAAGUGAUGCUGGGAUCUCUUGACCACGGAGAAGUUCAAGCAUGCAGCAUUUCAAGAAUCCCAGACGAGAUUCGAGCGCCCAAAGAAGAAUGUUACAAGCCAAGGUUGGUCUCAGUAGGACCCUUACACAGGGGAGCCACAAGGCAGAUUCUGUUAAUGGAAGAACCCAAAUGGCGCUACGCCAAGAGCUUCCUUGACCGCAGGGUAGUGUCCAGCAACCAAGGACAAGCCGGAGGACGCAGAAGAUCAUCAGAACCGGGAACUCGAGAGUGGGGCCAGGAAAUUCUCAAGUUUGACAAGUUGGUUCGCGCUUCCUAUGGCGGUGACCUCGACUUGGAUCCCCACGACCUAGCCAAAAUCAUGAUGGUGGAUGGCUGUUUCUUGCUAGAACUUCUCCACAAGCUUGUGGAAUACAUGAAUUCACCACCAAACCAAAGCCAUACAUUUUCCAAUGACCCAUUCCUAGAGACAGAGGAGAAGGUGCAGUUUGUGCUGAAUGAUAUUUCCAUGCUGGAAAAUCAGAUCCCUUUCAUUGUUCUCAAGAAGUUGUACAAUAUUGUGUUCCCUGACAAAAGUAAGGUUGCGGAAGAUCAUCGUGUGGCUGACAUCAUGCACAAUGCCUUUGGUUACAAUUCAAAAAACCACCGUGGUUUGGCUCAUAUGCUUCACUUAAUGCAUUUGUCCACAGUUGAAGAAGACAACAAUCAAGAAGCCAAACGAUUGAGACAAGCAUGCCAAGAACUAAAGCGAUGCGCCACUAGGCUUCGAGCUGCAGGAAUAACCAUUAAAUCAACAAAUAGCAACAGCAUUGGUAAUGGUAGUCCUAAUGGUAAUGUUAAUGCUAAUCCUAGUCCUAACAAUCAGCAUAAGAUUGUGGACAUAUUUGAUUUUAACAUAAGUUUCAAUGAGCAAGGUAAGAUACUCGAAAUACCGGCUCUGCAUAUUAAGGAAACAACGGAAGCGAGAUGGAGAAACUUGAUUGCUUGGGAGCAGAGCAGAAUUUGGAUAAGAGGCAAGUACACUUCCUAUGCUUUGUUCUUCCAAACUUUGAUAUGCUGUGAGCAUGACCUUGAGUUUCUGGAGAAAAAGGGAGUGAUAGUGAAUGAGUUCAAGAAGAGCAAGGAUGAAAUUAUGACUACGUUUCGCACAAUCUCUGAUGGUGUUGAUCACAUGGAUUCAAGUUAUAGCGACCACUAUAAGAAACUUAAUGCACACCAGACUACAUUGGUCACGAAAAUGUUCCACGAAUGGCCUAUAAUCACUUGGCAUAGGUGCAGGCGUGUUCUUGAGACUCUUGUGUUCUAUUGGUGGAACUGGCUAGCGAUCUUGAUACGUGAUCAUAUCCCUACAGUAUGGAAAUUUUUCGGCGUUGUGGCCGCGAUUGUGUUGCUUGUUCUCACCAUUAUGCAGACAUAUUAUUCAGCUAAGCAGACACAUUAUGCAGCUGAACAGGCACAUAAUGCAACUAGUGGCUCUUAGGCAUCAGCAAGAAAAAGUGCUAUUUGUGUCUCUUAAUGCUUUUUCAAGUUUAAAAUUUAAUGCACAAUUGUGAUCUUGAAGCUUGUGUAUGUUAAUGGAAGAGAUUUAGGUCCAUGUUGAACAUUGAAGAGGUGUUUUCCUGAAAUUAUUGUGAAUGAAAUUUUCUGUCUUGUUUUGUU